UUUGCUGCACCAUGAGGACCGCUAAACUGGGAUUUCUUCUAGGGCUCUUCAUCUUCUGCUUACAAACUGCCUCCUUAUUGGGUGGUGUUGCCAAAGUUGCUGAAUAUUUCUGUGGACAUGUAAAAGAUCCCUGUGUUAUGGGAAUAGAUAUUGGACGCUGCUAUGAAAUUCACUUUAGAUAUUUCUACAACACAACCUCCAAACAGUGUGAAAGUUUCUUCUACAGUGGCUGUGCUGGCAACCUUAACAACUUCAAGCUUAAAAUAGAAUGUCAAGUGGCCUGUAUUCCAGAAUACGAAAUCAAGGAAGAAAAGCUGCAAAUCUAGCUCAGCGGACUAAGCACCUCCUU
Molecule: messenger RNA, 349 nt
Organism: Octodon degus (degu)
Lineage: Eukaryota; Metazoa; Chordata; Mammalia; Rodentia; Octodontidae
Product: kunitz-type protease inhibitor 4-like
Exons: 3
Coding region: 12-326 (104 amino acids)
Molecular function (GO): serine-type endopeptidase inhibitor activity
Source: RefSeq, a predicted model, not a curated record